This is a messenger RNA of Durusdinium trenchii, 617 nucleotides long. NCBI's taxonomy places the organism in Eukaryota, Dinophyceae, Suessiales, Symbiodiniaceae. The record is from the annotation of a GenBank genome assembly.
CAGGAGUCGAUGCCUCGCUUUGCCGUUGCUGGCCACGGUCACACUGUGGAUGUCCCAGGGUGUCCUGUUUACAGGUUUUUGGAAGCAGAGUGGCCCGUCCGCGCGCAGAAGGGCGUUGAGAGGAAAUCUGGCCCACAAUGCAGAGCCUGCCCAGGCUCCUGAACUGCCGCCGUUCCAACGUUUUACGGAUGACUACAACCCUGACCCUUUGGACCGUGUGGUUGAGUGGUUCAUGACGCUCGACCCAGACUCCAAUCAGAAUUUGGAAACAGGAUUCACCAUCAUAGUUCUUGGGAUCACUCUUCUCAGUGCCAAGGAAACCUAUGAAAAGUAUCUCCGGGACAAAGAGGAGGAAGACAGGAUAAGAAAUCAAAAGAUCAGAAGAGCUCUAAACCCGGAUGGAUGGAGGGAAGAGCUCUUCAAAGAGGAGCAAGAAGCAAAGCUUAAGGCAGAGCAGCAAGAUCCAAAGCGAGGUGUUAAGGACGUUUUGGCAGAGAUCUACGGUACUGACGGGCUGGAAGACCAGUUCGGUGCCCGCCUCAGACCAGGAGGCGCUAAGGGAGCAAAAGCUGCAGGACCCUCCAAAGGCGUCAAGAAGAGUUCAGGACUGGUCAAAG